This is a messenger RNA of Andrographis paniculata, 1900 nucleotides long. RefSeq names its product phospholipase A1-IIgamma-like. Bases 468 to 1790 code for a protein of 440 amino acids. The transcript is spliced from 3 exons. Gene Ontology annotation, biological process: lipid metabolic process. The record is from RefSeq and is a predicted model, not a curated record. Lineage: Eukaryota; Viridiplantae; Streptophyta; Magnoliopsida; Lamiales; Acanthaceae. Gene Ontology annotation, molecular function: glycerophospholipid phospholipase A1 activity.
CUUAUGAUCUUCUGUACACAGCUCGAAAGAAGGAUACCUGGUUCGAAUACAAAUACAGCUUCCCUCUCCCUCCCUCGAAAAUCUUUCACGUGCCAUUUAGAUCAAUUUUUGUUAGGAUGAGAGAUGAUGUGGCAAAUAUAACAACACCACCAUUCUUUGCAUUCUCAGACAGCGGGGCCACCGGCAACGACAGGGACUGAGGAAGUGGUUGCGCGGCAGAGGCGGAAACGAAAGGGUGAAAUAGCUGAGAUAAUUUAUUUGCAAGUUGAGAGUUAUGAUUGGAAGAUUAAUUUUAUCAUUGGAUAUGAAUGUUAUUUUGUUGAAAAUUAAAGUUUAUACAAUAGAAAUAAAUAAAAAAUAAUAUAUUAAGAAAAUAAUUGAGAUGGAAAAUUUUGAAAUCAAGUCCCAAGUUAUUCUCCAACACUGUGUCUAUGCCUUUUUAUUAAGCCAACAGAAACUCAUUUGGGAUGAUAAUAGAAGUGUCAUGCAUGGAGUGUGUGAUAGUAUUUUGUGGCAUUCACAAAUCUUGCAUGAAUCUGCUGUUGAAAAGGAUUAAUACAUUUGAUGAUGGAGCUUCUGAGAUUGAGAAAAUGAUAACAGACAUAUCUCGAAGAUGGAGGGUGCUCAGUGGCCUGAAUAACUGGCAGAACCUCCUCAACCCUCUGGAUGGGGAUCUACAGAGUUAUCUUCUUCACUAUGGCUCAAUGGCUCAAGCAACAUACGAUGCAUUCAACUCAGAGAAGCGAUCGAAGUAUGGUGGGAGCUGCAGAUACGCGAAGAACAACUUGUUUUCGAAGGUGGGGUUGGUUAAGGCCAAUCCUUUCAAAUACAAAGCUGUAAAGUAUAUAUAUGCAACAGCAGACAUUGAAGUCCCGAAAUCGUUCAUCUUGAAGCCCCUGCGGCAUAAAGCAGCCUGGUGUGGGAAAUCAAACUGGAUGGGAUAUGUUGCAGUAGCCACUGAUGAAGGAAAGAUAGCGUUGGGAAGAAGAGACAUUCUGGUUGCUUGGAGAGGGACUAUUAUGCCGGUCGAAUGGGCCAAGGAUUUCGAAUUCCCUCUGGUAUCAGCAUCCACCAUUUUUGGAAAAGCUUGCGGCGAUGCUAAGGUGCACCAGGGUGUUGUGUCCCUGUACACUUCAUUCGAUCCCAACUCAAAUUUGAACAAAACCAGCGCGCGAGAUCAGGUUCUGUCAGAAGUAAGAAGAUUGUUGAAACAAUACAUGAACGAAGAGGUAAGCAUAACAAUCACGGGGCAUAGUUUGGGCGGAGCUCUUGCGAGUCUGAAUGCAGCAGACAUUGUCUGUAAUGGGCUUAACAAGAUUAGCAGAAGCCAUUCAUCUAUGGGGUGUCCUGUGACGGGGUUUCUCUUUGGUGCAAUGCGGAUUGGCGACUUCGAAUUCAGAGACAUUUUGGAGUCGAUGAAAGAUAUUCACAUCUUAAGGGUUUGUAAUGCUACUGACAUUGUUCCUUAUUAUCCAACAGUAGGGUACAGUGUUGUUGGAGUGGAGCUGGAAGUGGACAAUCGAAAGUCUCCAUAUCUGAAGCGAUCCAAUAAGCCUGCUGCUGGUCAUAAUCUGGAGUCGGCUUAUCUGCACGCAGUGGCCAUGGAGAAGGAGAAGGGGAAAGAAUGGAAAAGAGACGUUGCUAAUGCUAACAGGACUAUGAAUGCUCUAAAAGAUAAGUUGUUGAUUCCGGCCCGUUGGUGGGUUGAGAAGAACAAAGGAAUGGUUCAAUUGGAGAAUGGGAGAUGGGCGCUGCAAGAUCAUGAGACAGAUCUGGACGAGGAUGAUUGAUCAGUCUUUGUUUGUAUUUGUACUAACUAAAGUCAAUUAUGAGUUGUUUGUAAGGUAUUAGGUUAUCAAAUAAUAAUAAUAAUAAUAAUAAUAAUCUAUUCUGGAUUAAA